UAUAAUCGGUAAAGACAGGUAGAUGAUAGUAAAGAAGUAAAUCCGCUCAAUCUCUCCACACUAUCUAUACCAUUGAACCAGGAUGAGAAACUUGUUUUCACAUGGACAUGGAUAUAAAAUUAAUCAAUCACUUGUGGAGAGUAUUAAUUUGUUUCAUGUGUUUAACGAAACAAAUGGAUAUUUUCAAAGAAUACUCGCUAUUUUAAAGGUUCCUUAUUUUGAAUUUCUAGUUAAAUGAAAAAAAUAAUUGUACAUCGAAAUAUUCGACUUUAGAUAAAAGAGUGACACAGAAUGGGAAAACUCGCAACUCAUCAUAGUAAAUAUAGUUUGUGAAUGUCAUCUGCAUUUUAUAAGUUCUUGGAUUGCUUUCGUAAUCAUUGACGCAAACACGGUUAAGCGAUGAUAUGUUAAUAAACAAUGGACGAAAACGACAGAUUUCUGCGAUGAGUGUCAUUCAUUUGACAUCUUGUAAGCAGUGGUAAAUUUCAAGAUCUCAAACAGCGUAAGGGAGCGCCACUAAAACAGAUUUCAACACGACAGGGACAUGCGACAUUACAUGGAUUUUACAAGUAUGAUCACGAGAAAAGAAUAAUACAACAAUUAUCGUCUUGCUUUGGAGGCGAUAUAGAUGAUAAUUAUAAAGAAACUAUGCAUCUUUAACAUUAUCCUCCGUAGCCGUUAAGACCUAUAACUAGUAUAAAAUCACGUAACGAGGGCAUAGUUGCAAAACGUCAGAUAAAAUGCUUCUAAACGCUACCACACCUGAUUCUCCAACAAUUUCUAGUGACGUUGCUGAUGAUCCGCUUAUUUCGCUGAAAGUCCCGGCAAUAAUGUUUGCAACAGGAGUAUUUGGGAACUCCCUAGCCAUUUUUGUGUUGCUUAGAGCACCAAAGGAGCAUAGAACAUCCGCCUUUUACCGUCUUGUUGGAGCGUUAACUGCUACGGACCUGUUCGGAACAUGCGUGACGUCACCAAUUACGUUGAUCGUUUACGCGAACAAUCGUCAAUGGGUUGGCGGGACACCAGUGUGCAACUUCCAUUCAUUCAUGCUUUCUUUUGCUGGAAUGUCAACGGUUCUAAUGAUUGGAGUUAUGGCAAUUGAACGGUUCAUUUCAGUAAUUAUGCCAUAUUUCUACGAAAACCACAUUACAAAGGAGCGAGCACAGUGGUUUCAACUACGAUUUUCUCCAACAUUUUUGUUACUGUCUCACUUGUACUGGGAAGAUGUAUGCAAUCAGUUAGACGCAAAUGCACUGGAGAGCUUCAAAUGGUGGUCCUUUUGCUUGGAAUUAUUGUUGUCUUCACAACUUGCUGGGGUCCUAUUUUGAUACGGAUACUGACAAAUCAAAUAAGAAAGCAGCAAGUCGACCUGAGAGCAGAUCUAUACGCUAUUCGACUAGCGUCAUUCAACCAGAUACUCGACCCAUG
Messenger RNA from Mya arenaria, 1428 nucleotides. Its product is annotated as prostaglandin E2 receptor EP4 subtype-like. Gene Ontology annotation, cellular component: plasma membrane. NCBI's taxonomy places the organism in Eukaryota, Metazoa, Mollusca, Bivalvia, Myida, Myidae. Gene Ontology annotation, biological process: adenylate cyclase-activating G protein-coupled receptor signaling pathway; positive regulation of cytosolic calcium ion concentration; inflammatory response. The record is from RefSeq and is a predicted model, not a curated record. The transcript is spliced from 3 exons. Bases 741 to 1328 code for a protein of 195 amino acids. Gene Ontology annotation, molecular function: G protein-coupled receptor activity.